This is a messenger RNA of Scaptodrosophila lebanonensis, 724 nucleotides long. RefSeq lists its product as uncharacterized. The record is from RefSeq and is a predicted model, not a curated record. Lineage: Eukaryota; Metazoa; Arthropoda; Insecta; Diptera; Drosophilidae. Bases 23 to 643 code for a protein of 206 amino acids. The transcript has a single exon.
CACAUACAUACAAGUUUGAGAAAUGCGCCCGGUGCUCUUUAUAUUUUAUACGGUCGAGACGCUGAUCAAUAUGUUCCUCAUGGGCUAUCACAUUCAAGGCUUCAUGUCCGUAUCGCUCGAUGCCCUCACCCUCCAAACCCAACUGAGCAACUACCUCUGCACGGUGGUGUUCUACACCUUUACCGUGCUCACUAUCUUCGGUAGCAUUAAUGUCUGCACCGGGCACUCGACCGGCCUAAACGCUGAACUGUGUCGCACUCUAAUCGGAGCCGUAUGCUACAUCAUAACAUCGCUGUUGACGAUGAAUCAGGCGGAACGGGACUUCCAUCUAAUGUUUCUGACUGAAGAGAAAAGGGAGAUUGAGAAGGAAAUUCAUCCGUUCUUCAAGUACCUGCGUGCCCAGGCCGUUUGUGCACUGGCCUGUGGAGUGCUCUACAUGCUGCACUGCAUCAUUGUGAUCGAUGUGCUGCUGUGCAACGAGGAGGACUCGGAUGGGGAGUACAAUGUGUUCGAUCCCGACGAAUCCGACAGCGACGAAUAUUUGCCCGUUCGCCUCUACGUGUUUGGCGAAAUGGUGCAGAGCUGUUUAGAGCAAUAUCGUUGGUAUCGCGACUUCUGCAGCACGGAACGUAUGUCCAUAUAGCGCUGUCAUUUAUCGUUUCUACAAUUUAUAUUCAAUAAGUUGUUCAAAUUAAAUAAUUGCAUUUCCCGUUUGUUAUAUAAA